CAAAUACACCUUGGCUCUUCGGAUUUCACAUUUUGCCUUCCUGCAUUCCUCAGAGAAGGAACAAGUCCACGGAGCCUCUGCUUACAGCAAACAAAUCAAGGCGCUGAUCAGCAAAGCCGCUUCCCCACACCACCGAAAUGAAUGCUGCUCUGGCUGUGACCUUUUGUCUCUUGGUCGCUUUGGAACCUGUGAACUGCCAAAGAGUUCAGCGAAGCCUCCAGCCAUGGGUGCAGGGCACCAUUGCAGUUACUGUCUUCUUGGUUUUGGCAAUGGUUGCCUUUGUUGUCAAUAGGUUAUGGUGCCAGGACAACAAUGAUUCCCUUGAGGAGAAAAACAAAGCAAUCUCCAUGAGCAGCAACAAAGAAGAGAUGCCCGUUUCAAAUGGGUCAGAAGGGAGGUAUUCAACAACUGCAGCGGACUUCAGGAGUGAAGAAGGCCCACAUGUUUAUGAAAACAAAGUCGAGUUGGAGUGCAGAAACACAACUGAAUGUCAUAGUGAAAACAAUAUUCAAGUUCUUACCACUUGCAUGUAGCAUCUUUAUCACCAUCAUCCUCACUCCUUGGUCUUUUCUUAUCCUGCCCAUAUUAUAGACUCCAUACAAGAGACCAGUUCUGCACAUCUGUUGUUGUGCAUGGAUUUAAUCACUUUACUACAAGGCAUUGGCUGCUGGCUGAGUGAAGCCCAUGUUUUAUUUCUUUUUAUGUUAAAACUUUUCCACACCAGAUUUCAUGUUGCUGUUAUAGUCCUGUGUUAAGUUUUGAGGUCAUCUGUGCACCUCUCUGGGGCGG
Messenger RNA from Podarcis raffonei (Aeolian wall lizard), 789 nucleotides. It is a transcript of the gene PDZK1IP1, whose product is annotated as PDZK1 interacting protein 1. The coding region runs from base 138 to 533 and encodes 131 amino acids. The transcript is spliced from 5 exons. NCBI's taxonomy places the organism in Eukaryota, Metazoa, Chordata, Lepidosauria, Squamata, Lacertidae. The record is from RefSeq and is a predicted model, not a curated record.